GCCUAAGCUGUUCCGGUUUCUCGGCAUUCCCUGUGGCAAGCCUCGUCAACGGCUCCUGUGGCUCCCGCCUCCCUCCGCCUGCACCGUGAGCGCCUCGCUUCUUCUCGCAGGUCGCGCCUUAAUCUGCGACUGAAGAGCAAGGGGGAAUAGGAGAGACCUGCGUGCUGUGGAAUUUGGAGCGGGCAAGCCGUCUCAGCUCUUUCCUCCGAGGGAGAGAGUGGCUCCCGAAGACCCUCCCGGAGGAAAGGGAGAAGCUGGCUGGCUUGGCUGCCUUUGUGGAAACCAGCCUCUCUCUUCGCUUUCCUCUUGGUACAAGCCCACUGUCAAGAGGAGAGUAACUUCGUUCAGCCUUGCCUGCGCAAGUUACCGACGAGCUACUCCGCUAUGAAAGUUGAGCUACUCGCUAUCUAACGGACAAAGCCGUCUUUGCCUUCUGCCCCCUAUUUUUUGCCCUGGGAGAGAUACUGGCCUUUCUUGAUAAAUGCAAGCGUAGUAAUAAUGAAGAAUGACAGGUGAUUGGAGUUUAGUUUGUUUGUCGACUUUCUCCUCCACUUCCACCCUUCCUCCCGAAUUUUCUGUGAUUUUUCGGGGGAGGAUCAUGGCGACGCCUCCAAAGAACUGAGUCCCGAAAGACUGAGGAGCAUCGUAACCGGGGUCCCUCCAAAAUAAUGGCUGAUCGAGAUGGAGAAGUGAGAUGGGAUGGGCUGUGCAGCAGAGAUGCUGGCGCAAGAGACAGCGCCUUGGAAAACAUCAGGCAAGCGGCCCUAAAGAAAAGCGAGGCGAUGGCUCUGAUCAAAGAAAACGCUUCUUCCCCGGCCGCGGAAGGGCUGCUGCCGGCUACGGAUAGCGCUCGGGGCGGGCUGAACAAGAUGCUGGUCCGCCUGCUUAUGCUCUCCAAGAGGUGUCCUUUCAGAGACGUGAGAGAGAAAAGCGAGGCCAUUCUGAGGAGCGUUCAGGAACUUGGAAUUAGGAUCCCUAGACCACUGGGACAAGGACCAAGCAGAUUCAUCCCAGAAAUGGAGAUUCUCCGAGUGAGUGCUGAAGAUACCCAAAUGCAUGCUUUAUUUGCCGAGUCUUUCUCAGCGUUAGGACACUUGGACAACGUUACCUUAGUGAUGGUUUUCCACCCACAGUAUUUGGAAAGCUUUUUAAAAACACAGCAUUAUCUGUUGCAAAUGGAUGGACCCCUGCCUCUUGACUAUCGCCACUAUAUAGGUAUCAUGGCUGCAGCUAGACAUCAGUGCUCUUACUUGGUUAACCUCCAUGUCAAUUACUUUCUACAUGUUGGGGGAGAUCCUAAGUGGCUGAGUGGUCUACAGAAUGCACCCCAAAAACUGCAGAAUUUAGGUGAACUGAAUAAAAUGUUGGCACACAGACCAUGGCUCAUUACAAAAGAACAUAUAGAACAACUUCUAAAGACUGAAGAAUAUAGCUGGUCACUGGCAGAACUGAUCCAUGCUGUAGUUCUCCUUACACACUAUCAUUCACUUGCCUCUUUCACAUUUGGCUGUGGAAUCAAUCCAGAAAUUCAUUGUGAUGGGGGUCACACGUUCAGCCCUCCUUCUGCCAGUGAUUAUUGUAUUUGUGAUAUUACAAAUGGAAACCAUGGUGUGUAUGAGAUGCAGGGCCUAGCUGCAAAUAUUGUAGUAAGUAUUUCAUAUCUUGUACAAGUUAAAUUUAUGAGUGUUUCCUUGAGCAGCUCCACAGACAGUACAGUAUAUUCACAAUUGUAAACAUAUGCUGUC
This is a messenger RNA of Varanus komodoensis (Komodo dragon), 1745 nucleotides long. It is a transcript of the gene SESN1, whose product is annotated as sestrin 1. The transcript has 5 exons. The record is from RefSeq and is a predicted model, not a curated record. Gene Ontology annotation, cellular component: nucleus. NCBI's taxonomy places the organism in Eukaryota, Metazoa, Chordata, Lepidosauria, Squamata, Varanidae. The coding region runs from base 669 to 1733 and encodes 354 amino acids. Gene Ontology annotation, molecular function: oxidoreductase activity, acting on peroxide as acceptor; L-leucine binding. Gene Ontology annotation, biological process: positive regulation of macroautophagy; regulation of response to reactive oxygen species; cellular response to leucine starvation.